Molecule: messenger RNA, 544 nt
Organism: Nannospalax galili (Upper Galilee mountains blind mole rat)
Lineage: Eukaryota; Metazoa; Chordata; Mammalia; Rodentia; Spalacidae
Product: testis-expressed protein 54-like
Exons: 2
Coding region: 23-307 (94 amino acids)
Source: RefSeq, a predicted model, not a curated record
GUUUUGCGCUGUGCGCGGGGCCAUGGGCUGCUGUCAAGACAAGGACCAUCAGACCUCGGACGAACAGGCAAGGGAGGACCAGACAAACGAAGUCAGGGAAGGAAAUCGAUUGGACAACGUAGGCCGCCGAAAACCAAAAUCUAACGACAGCUUUCUGAUCACCGCGCUGUGGCGCCGGCUAUCCAUGUUCAGCCGUCGGGGGUCCUCACGGUCCAGCAAGAGGCCCUCGGAACAGGGUGCCAGGCAUGACAGUCCCAUCCAGGAGCGCAAACGUGAGGAGAGCCACAAGGAGCCAGAGCAGGGUUGACCUCAACCCUGUGCCUAGUUCUCAGUCUUUCCCAACAACCAGAGAAUAAAAUUAAUAACGUAGGUCUACCCAAAGCACUAGCGCUUCCGCAGCCAGCUGUGCCCUUGCCGGAGGCCACGGGCUCUUUAAGGCUCCAGCGGUCUCUCCCCCGGGCUUCUGCGCUUGCGCAGGGGGCGGGGCCACGGCGGCAUGACCAAUCUGGCGCGGGGGCAGGGCCGCAGAGGCAGCCUGGCCAAU